This is a messenger RNA of Helobdella robusta, 930 nucleotides long. RefSeq lists its product as hypothetical. The transcript is spliced from 3 exons. The record is from RefSeq and is a predicted model, not a curated record. Bases 1 to 930 code for a protein of 309 amino acids. NCBI's taxonomy places the organism in Eukaryota, Metazoa, Annelida, Clitellata, Rhynchobdellida, Glossiphoniidae.
AUGAGUAAGCAUAAAAGAAUAACCCCUCAAAAGUUCACCACCGAUUUGGAGACUGCGCUGGACCAACUGCCAAGCCAAGGCAAUCAUUUCUUCUGGCUCGAUUUCAUCGACACAAUCAACACAAACCGGAAAGGUUUCGACUUGAAGGCUCUCUUAAAAACUGAAAAGUUUCGUUACAACAUAGGUGUGUACAGCAAAGUUGAAAACCUCACAAUCUUCCUCACUCAGUCCAACAUCAACUGUUCGAAGGCCAAUCUUGAUAGACUGGUCAUGAAACACACAGUCGAUAAGGAAUUCUAUAAAAAAGCAUACGGUCAUCUCAUUAAUUUCUUCUACAGCGGCAUCGUCGUCAACAACUGCGACAUGACUUGCUCCAUAAUCAGCUUCCUGACAUCCAUCAUCAACGAUGCCAACUUGUACGUCAGUCUAUGCAGCAACCGGAGGCCACUUUUUCGCCUCUUUCAUACGGACAAGAAAAAUAAAACUCAAAAAAGUCCAGACAGAAAAACUACUUUUCAGCCGUAUAUUAUCAAAGCCAUCAACAUGAUAUAUAAUCUCAUUAAGUUUCUCAACUAUGGCUGCAUACAUCUCGUCUUCGUACCAGAGAAUGAUGGCGACACGAUUGCUCGCUACUAUCGAUAUAUGUUUUACAACUGGCUCUUUCCUUGCGUACUAACCGAAACAUUCGACUACCUUGACGACGUGAUGAUGAGAAAGACACGCACAGCAGACGCGUACAAACGCGGACCCACACUCUACCUCCUAAUGAUGAGGUUUGAAAGAGCAGUGCAAUAUCUGGAGAUCUAUGGAGACAAAAACUUCUUCUAUAAGAAGGUUCCGAUCAUUUUCACAUCCACUUACAGACCGACAGAAGAUGGAAUCAAACGAUUUCCUAUCUUAAAGAAAUUGGUUGACAUAUUUUUUCUCUAA